GCAAGGCCCACACUCCUUCGCAGAAACAUUUACAAGAAGCAAAAGGAGAAAACAGAGAGAAAAAAGUGGAGGAUUGUUGAAGAGAGACCACACACACACCACAAGUCUUUCACUGACUCUCCCUCCUACCUCCGAAACAAAAGCUUCAAUUUUAGUCACAAUUUCUCACUGCAAAGAAAAAUAAGAAAAGGUUUAAAAAUAAAAACAAAAAGAACAGAACUUGUGGUGGCCAAAACAGAGAAAGGAGUCAUUUACGAGUUUUUGAAGCAAAAGGUUAAAUAUUUUUUAUAGAUCAGAGGGUGAUGUCGUGUUCUUCUUCAUCUGGGUCUGAAGAAGACGAUGAGGGGUUUGAUUCCUAUCGGAAAGGAGGGUACCACGCCGUCAGGGUCGGCGAUCAGUUCGCUGGCGGCAGGUACAUAGCGCAAAGGAAACUGGGUUGGGGUCAGUUUUCAACCGUUUGGCUUGCCUAUGAUACUACCACAUCAACAUAUGUUGCCCUCAAGUUCCAGAAAAGUGCAGCCCAAUUUGCUCAGGCUGCCCUUCAUGAGAUUGAUGUUCUUUCAUCCCUUGCUGAUGGUGCUGCUAUGAAUUCAAAAUGUGUUGUCCAAUUGAUUGACCACUUUAAGCACACAGGUCCUAAUGGCCAGCACCUUUGCAUGGUGCUGGAAUUUCUUGGAGAUAGCUUGCUCCGUCUAAUCAAAUAUAGCCGCUAUAAAGGCCUUCCAAUGGAUAAAGUUAGGGAGAUUUGCAAAUGCAUUUUGAUUGGUUUGGAUUAUUUGCAUAGAGAACAUGGUAUUAUCCAUACAGACCUAAAACCAGAAAAUGUUCUUCUGGUUUCUACCAUUGAUCCUGCCAAAGACCCUCUUAGAUCUGGACUAUCCCCAAUAUUAGAGAGGCCUGAGGGAAAUAUAAAUGGUGGAGUUACAAGUCUUAUUGAGAAAAAGUUGAAAAGGAGAGCAAGGAGGGCAGUUGCUAAAAUAUCUGGAAGAACUGCUUCAAUAGGAGGAACAGAAGCGCUAAAAUCUGAUAGAAAUAUUGAUGGGAUUGAUGUGAGAUGCAAGGUCGUUGAUUUUGGAAAUGCAUGUUGGGCUGAUAAGCAGUUUGCUGAAGAAAUUCAGACAAGACAAUACAGAGCUCCUGAAGUAAUACUCCAGGCUGGUUAUUCCUUCUCUGUUGACAUGUGGUCUUUUGCUUGUAUUGCUUUUGAGCUUGCCACUGGUGAUAUGUUGUUUACACCCAAGGUUGGACAAGGUUUUAGUGAGGAUGAGGAUCACCUUGCUCUGAUGAUGGAACUCCUUGGAAAGAUGCCCCGGAAGAUUGCCACGGCUGGAGCAAAGUCCAAGGAUUUCUUUGACAGACACGGGGAUCUCAAAAGGAUUCGAAGACUAAAGUUUUGGCCACUUAACAAAUUGUUGGUUGAUAGAUAUAAAUUUGCAGAGAGUGAUGCUCAUGAAUUUUCUGAGUUUCUUUUACCACUUCUAGAUUUUGCGCCUGAGAAGCGGCCAACUGCGCAGCAGUGCCUGCAACAUCCAUGGUUCAAGGGCAUGGAGUCUACUCCAGAUGAAAUGGGAAAUGAAUCUAGUGUGGAAAAUGUGGAUGUUGGGAUGAGCAACCUUAAAAUCAAGGUGGGAAAGUGAAGGGGAGAAAGAUAUUUGACAGACACCCUCUAAGACCCUCCUCCUUCCACAUGAAUGACUAUUGAUUGUGAUCUUUUUCUUUUGUUUGGUCAAAUUUAAUAAGAUUUAUUUUUUUAUUGGAUUAACUGCUACAGAGAUGUAAAUUAGUAAAGAAUUUUGUUUAUCCAGAGAUAUCUGACACAAUUUGUGUGUAUAUUUACCACAUGAUUUAAAGUGAUGAUGGCAUUCAUCCAAGUCAAGUCUAAUGUUUUUCUCCCAAUUCAAGUUGCAAAGAUAGGAGAAAGGAACUUU
Molecule: messenger RNA, 1928 nt
Organism: Abrus precatorius (Indian licorice)
Lineage: Eukaryota; Viridiplantae; Streptophyta; Magnoliopsida; Fabales; Fabaceae
Product: probable serine/threonine-protein kinase sky1
Exons: 4
Coding region: 303-1637 (444 amino acids)
Biological process (GO): regulation of mRNA processing; protein phosphorylation; spliceosomal complex assembly
Molecular function (GO): protein kinase activity; ATP binding
Source: RefSeq, a predicted model, not a curated record